UUAGUUCCUACUACAUCACCGGAUGAUGUAACGAUCAUUGAUGAUAGCCCAACGUCAGUUAGAGUCUGUUGGCAACCGCCCAGUUUUUCCGGAGGAGUUAUUACCGAAUAUCUUAUAUUGUAUUCAACCGAUAAAUUAAUGAUGAAUUUCGUUAAAUUGCCGGUAUAUAAUGGCAAUUUAUGUGCUCACGUCACGAAAUUGUCGGAGUCAACGGAAUACUUUUUCCGGGUUAGUGCAUCCACUGGAAGAGGUGCCGGGCCAUUUACCGAAAACAUUCGAAAAGUCACACGUAAAGGUUUAUAUUUGAUUAUUUUAAUCUAG
This is a messenger RNA of Trichoplax adhaerens, 321 nucleotides long. RefSeq lists its product as uncharacterized. Gene Ontology annotation, molecular function: protein binding. Lineage: Eukaryota; Metazoa; Placozoa; Uniplacotomia; Trichoplacea; Trichoplacidae. The annotation marks the transcript as partial. The transcript has a single exon. The record is from RefSeq and is a predicted model, not a curated record.